UUGAUUUUGAAUAACUUUAUUGGUCUGUUUGUCUGUGUAGCGGGGAGGAAGCCAAAGACCCACCCGCCUGCUGUGUCCAACGGAUCGCCGGACCUCAGCAUCAAGAAGAAACCCAGAGAAGGAAAAGGCAGCACCACGUACCUGUGGGAGUUCCUGUUGGACUUGCUUCAGGACAAGAACACGUGUCCCAGGUACAUCAAGUGGACUCAGAGGGAGAAGGGCAUCUUCAAGCUGGUGGACUCCAAGGCCGUGUCCAAGCUCUGGGGCAAACACAAGAACAAACCUGACAUGAACUAUGAGACCAUGGGGCGGGCUCUGAGGUACUACUACCAACGUGGUAUACUGGCCAAGGUCGAAGGUCAGCGGCUGGUCUACCAGUUCAAGGAGAUGCCCAAGAACAUCGUUGUCAUCGAGGACGAUAAGGCCGACUCCAGAUCGGGCGAUCUUAUUGGCUCAGAGAAGUCUUACCACGAGAGAGUCCUGCCCUCGUCGGAGACGAUACUGAAUGUGGCCGAGCUCGCCACGACGCCCACCAUCCUGAGGGGUGGGACUAGAACCGUGGUCCAUCCUCCGGUUGCUAAGGGCAACAAGGCGGCGGUGACGGGGGGCGGGGCGGCGGUGGGGGUUCCGAGGAUAGUGACCAUUUCCACGGCGCCAGACGGAACCCAGACGCAGCAUUCUCACACGGCCAUCAUCCCCACUGCCUCAGGACCCAGGACUGUACGGGUUGCCAUGCAAGUGCCUGUAGUCAUGACAACGUCACUGGGCCAGAAGAUCUCAACGGUUGCCAUGCAACAGGCGCCAGGGACGUCGGGAGGCCAAACGACGUACCAAUUGGCCAACGCCUCUCCCAUCGGCACGGCAACGGGCAACGCGAACUCCCAACCGAAGGUUGUGAUCCAGACCAUCCCCACUAUGGUUCCAGCCACAGCGGAGAACGGAGACAAGAUCACGGUCCAACUGGCUAAGAUCAUCACCAUCCCGGCCCACCAGCUGGCCCAGUACCAGCAGCAGACCAAGCCUGGCCUGGGGGGCUCCCCGACGGGCAGCAUCUCUCUCCUGGGCGGGACAAACUCCUGGGGGGUACGAGCCCUGGCACCUCAUGUUACCAUGGCUGCAGGGACACAGGUGAUGAGGCUGGCCGUUCCCACAACGCUGCAUCAUCAUCAACAACAACAGACACAUCAUAUCGUCACGACGACGCAAGGUGGCGGGACCGGGACGGCAGUGGUCACCGUGACGACGACAACAGCCAAUCAGAGCGCUCCGGUGGCGGCAUCCCAUAUCAUCAGCGGCAUCAUCAAGAGAUCUGGCACGGCGACGAGAGAACAGCAGCAGCAGCAGGCCAAGACGCUGACCGUUAAAACGGUACAGGCCCUCCCCGUCCAGACCACGUUACCGGAAGCACCGGAGAUCAUCACGGUAGUCGUCUAAAUCAGAGGAGCUCCCGCCUGAGAUCAAGUCAGAAGAUCCGGAGUUUUGAGGCCACAAGUACGGACACACACACACACACACACACACACCUCAACAUUGUACAGUUUUUUGCCCACAUAGUUUGUUCUUUUUUUUCUACAUGACAGUUUGAGAGACUAUAAAGACCCACAACCAGCUCUGAUUUACCCUGGGGGGGGGUGUGUGUGUCUAC
Oncorhynchus keta (chum salmon) is the source of this 1645-nucleotide messenger RNA. Its product is annotated as ETS-related transcription factor Elf-2-like. Gene Ontology annotation, biological process: regulation of transcription by RNA polymerase II; cell differentiation. Gene Ontology annotation, cellular component: nucleus. The transcript has 6 exons. The annotation marks the transcript as partial. The record is from RefSeq and is a predicted model, not a curated record. Gene Ontology annotation, molecular function: sequence-specific DNA binding; DNA-binding transcription factor activity, RNA polymerase II-specific. NCBI's taxonomy places the organism in Eukaryota, Metazoa, Chordata, Actinopteri, Salmoniformes, Salmonidae.